This is a messenger RNA of Poecilia latipinna (sailfin molly), 3304 nucleotides long. RefSeq names its product syntaxin binding protein 4 (gene stxbp4). NCBI's taxonomy places the organism in Eukaryota, Metazoa, Chordata, Actinopteri, Cyprinodontiformes, Poeciliidae. The coding region runs from base 248 to 2557 and encodes 769 amino acids. The transcript has 22 exons. Gene Ontology annotation, biological process: insulin receptor signaling pathway; regulation of insulin secretion involved in cellular response to glucose stimulus. Gene Ontology annotation, cellular component: cytoplasmic vesicle. The record is from RefSeq and is a predicted model, not a curated record. Gene Ontology annotation, molecular function: syntaxin binding.
GCGUCUCUCCAUGUCGGGGCGGAUUUCCAUCCUUGUGCGCUCCGCUCGGUGCACCGACCCGGUUUGAACCACCGCCGCUGUCUCCUCUCAUUCGUCUCCUCCUCUCAGCCUCCCGGCAGCCUCACGUGUGUGUGUGUGUGGGGGGUGUGGGUGUCUGUGUGUGAAGCAGAGAGUGUGUUUUUAUUUUAUUUUAUUUUAUUUUUUAUGCGCGCGGACAUAUUUUCGGUCUCUCACACUCCGGGGUGCGAUGCCAUUCCUCCCGCAGGAACCUGAGCGCCUUGAUGGGUUGUCUCUACUUUACUGGACGAUCAUGGGCCCCCAUGGCAUCAACCGAGCUGUCCAGAGGCUGGAGUUCUCCGACUGCAAGAAAGGACUCGGGGUGAAAAUAAUCGGAGGCUACAGGGAGCUGACAGGUGAAGACUUCGGGAUCUACAUCAAGCGUGUGAUCGCUGGCGGCCUGGCUGCUCUGGACGGUCGGCUUAAGUCAGGUGACCUGAUUCUGGAUGUCAAUAACAUCAGCCUGAUUGGAGUGACCAAUGAGAGGGCGGUGGAGAUCCUGAGGAGCGCCUCGCUCUCCAAUCACAUGUCGCUGCUUGUCGCCAGAGAUGAUGAAUCCAGGAGGGAGUUUGCUGAGCUGAUGGAGAAGUACGGCUCCAAUAACGUCACGUCAUCGGGAAGAAUCUCUCCAACGCAGCUGUCCACGGGCAAGCUGACGGACACGGCGUCCUCUUCGUCUUCCUCCAGAUCAGAGAGCCCACAGCUGCUCAGUCCUAAAGAAGGAAUCACCACCUACAGCCACGCCACGCAUUACGCCACCACCCCGGCCUACACCGUGCACACUCCGGCACACGCCUUCAGUGACAGCGUCAUUCAGUUGAUAUGUGUCGCCAAGGGAACAGGCCUGGGACUCGUCGUCAAAGGAGGGGCCAACCGAGCUGAAGGACCAAUGGUGUUCAUUCAAGAAAUAGUGCCUGGAGGAGACUGCCAGAAGGACGGCCGGCUGCAGGUGGGAGACCAGCUGGUGUCCAUCAACAAGGAGUCUCUGAUCGGAGUGACGAACGAGGAGGCCCGGAGCAUCCUGACGCGCACCAAACUCAGACCGGACCCCACGGUAGAGAUUGCCUUCAUCAGGCGGAGGUCGUCGUCCAGCUCCAGCAGCGGCUCCCACAGCCCCGUCUGCUUGCAGGGGUGUGGCGUCGGAGCCGGACCCCAGACGAAGGCCCUCGGGUUGGGCUCCGCGGCCCUGCAGCAAACCAUGGUGACCAAGAUCACUUCCAGCAGGAACCCCGCCUGCGAGACGCUGCCGCCGGUCAACGUCACGCAGGUGCGAGUCGCUCCAGGCAGAACGGAGCAGACGGGAGUCUCCUCAGCGCCGCAGAGCGACAGCAGCACCGACACGAACCCUGAUUCUGGGAGCAGCCAGCCACCUCAGAGGAAAUGUUCGCUCAGCUCCAGCUGUCGAUUCAAACUGGAACGACUGGAGCAGGCGCUGGAUCUAAUCGGUCUGAAGCCCACAGAUGCUCAGCGGCAGGCACUUAGGUCCAGACUACGAGCCGAUCCGACUGGAACAGUGGCCUUCACAGACUUCGAGAGCCUGAUCCGGGAACUGUUCAAGCCUCAGCUGGAGGAACUGUUCGGCACCCAGUCCAGCUCCAGGUUCACGUCAGACGACUUCUCCAGCCUGCUGGAGUCUCCCACCAACCCACCGCCGUCGCUGUCAGACUCGGACGACCUGGAGGAGAUGGAGAAGUUGAGGAAGGAGCACAUUGAGGCUCUGAAGGAGAUCAAGACACUGCAGGAGCAGCUUGUCGAGUCUCAGAGAGUUCACCAAGAGCUGGAGGACGAGCUCAACAAGGUCAAGCAGGAAGCGAAAGUGGGAGCAGAGGAGAGUCGGACUCUGAGGACCCGGAUCCAGCUGGCCGAGGAGGCCCAGAAGCAGGCCAGAGGGAUGGAGAUGGACUACGAGGAGGUCAUCCACCUGCUGGAGGCUGAAAUUGCCGAGCUGAAGACUCAAAGGGUGGAGCAUCCAGCAACGACCAAGAAGGAGGAAGCCGACGAGCUGAAGAAGAAGGUGGCUAUUCUGGAGUGUCAGCUACGGAAGAGUGAAACGGCCAAAAAGGGUUUUGAGAUGUCAACGGGAAAGCUACUAAGUUUUGUGGAGAACGUUCAGGACUUUUUGCUGGAAAGUCACGGACCCACAAAGAGCUACAGCUCCGGAGACGUCAAAGCCGGCUCAUCGUCCCACGGCGUCCCCCCUCGCUACAGGAAAAGCCCGUGGACCGCCGCCACGCUCGCCCAGGAGGCGAAAGAGCUCACGCGGUCCGUCAGAGCCGUCCUGGAGGUGGACUGUCCGCCUUAUGGCUGGGAGCAGGCCUACACCACAGAAGGAGUCAUAUACUUUGUCAAUCACAUGACCCAGACGACAUCAUGGAGCCUACCUGAAGCCGCCACCGCCACCGAGCCGCCUCCAAAGGUGGAGGCCUCGGCGCCGGCGGCCGAAUCCAACGGAGAGGAGACGGAGACGCAGCAGAGUCCAGCUCUCGAGACCAACAUGUAGGAGCUCAGUCUUCCAUCCUGUCAUCUCCAUCAUUACUGAAUUCUUCUAGGCGUUCGCCCUGCAGAAUGCAGCCGCUCACAAUACUUUGUUUUCUUUAAAUAUAAGGCGAAUUUCUUUUUUUUAAGCCAAAUUUGAUCCAAAUGUUGACGCAUUGUUUAAGAAACCUGUAAAAUAGCUUUUUCGGAAACCAAAAGAGGAUCAAGGACCUGCUUGGUUACACUGGGGUCAACGGCCAAAAAGUAGUUUGAGGUUUUCCAACUUUUUUAGAGUCAUUUUGAUGAGCUGAAUCCAAAAAUCACAUUGGUUUUGCUCAAUCGGGUCAACUUUAGGAACUAUGGGUGCAAUAUGAGCAUCAAAAAUGCGUUAUCUGUUCUCAAUGCGUUAUCAGUUUAACAUUACAUCAAUGCGUUAACAUUACAUCAUUGAUCUGGGAUCAAUGAUGUAAUGUUCAAUUCACAUGUACUCACCCUUAUCAGUGUUUAUUAUUCAUUUUACAGAAAUCCAAGUUUGUAACAUUUAAUUAAUACACUAUUAGAAAGCCAUUUUUUUCUCCUAAAACCUUAUUUUAUUUUAUUUUUUUAUGGAAAAGGAAUAUUAAAGGAAAUGAACUCAUGUCACAAAAGCGUAAUCAAUUUAGUCAGAAGAUCAGAUUUCUCGAAAUCAUAUUAGAAUAAAAACCUGACCUGGUUGAGAAAAAUGGACGUCAUUUUUUGGAUUCAGCGAUGCAAAAUAGUCCUAAUUCAGUUG